Molecule: messenger RNA, 1735 nt
Organism: Rattus norvegicus (Norway rat)
Lineage: Eukaryota; Metazoa; Chordata; Mammalia; Rodentia; Muridae
Source: RefSeq, a predicted model, not a curated record
AGUAGGACUAGACAUACCAGCAAUGACCAGCUCUCCUGUCUCCAGAGUUGUCUACAGCAGCAAGAGGAGCAGCAGUCCCCGCUCUCCCACCAAUAGCAGUGAGAUCUUCACACCAGCGCAUGAAGAGAAUGUGCGCUUCAUUUAUGAACCCUGGCAGGGUGUUGAGCGAGACCUGCGCAGCCAGCUGUCCAGCGGGGAGCGGUGCCUAGUGGAGGAAUAUGUGGAGAAAGUUCCCAACCCCAGCCUGAAGACCUUCAAGCCUAUCGACCUGAGUGACUUGAAGCGCCAGAACAUGCAGGAUACCAAGAAGUCCGAGUGUCUGGCGUCCCUCCCCUGGCCUCCAGAAGAUUAGGGUGCACACUUAAUGUUGGUUUCCUCUGUUCUGUGGCGCUGCUCCUGGGAGGGGGGAAGGAGAGUGUGCUCUAGCAGGCCGUAAUCCCCAGAGCCAGUAGGAUUGAUGAUCAAGGCCCUACCUGUCCUCGCCAGGGUCUCAAGUUGCCCCUGUCACUGGGGUGGUGGGGGGUGGGGGAUAGUCUGACUGUAUCAGCCCUGUCCUUUUCCCCUGGCCAGCUGCAUCUUGGGUAACACCUGGCCCUACCUACCCAGCCCUCUCUGCUGUUACCUGCCAUGCCUUGCCCCUCUCUUUCCUGGCUACUUAAGGUCAGGAAGGAAAAAAGGGGACCUCUGUUUCUUUGGCUGUGGAACCUUGAGGUGACCAGAAAGUUGGACAUGUGCAGUCCCACCUGCAUCCAGUGUGGCUCUCUCCAUGGAGACUUGCUGUUCUUCUGCCCUGGACAUUUGGGGAGCUCCCCCUUCCAUCCCCACUGUCCAUCCUGACCCUUCCUUGCCCCUUUCAGAGUCGAAUCAGCUCUGGGCCUAGGACUGUGCUGGCUCUCUGAGAGCAACUAGGCCUUUUGUCCUGGUACCUGCAGCCCUGUGGUCACAGCAGUGCCCUUGGACGGGGCACUAAGGCUGACCCUGAAGGAGUGGUGCUGCCAGACCUGUCCUGGCUUUCUGGGUUGUAGUGGGAGGAUCACCAAGACCCCCUUUUCUCGUGCCCUCUUGAAUCCAAGUGUCUAUGUAGCUUUGGAGACUAAGGGUCUGUGAAUAAAGGUGGGUGGCACUGAAGGAAAAAAAAAAGACUUUUAGGGACAUCUCCGGUGCCAAAAGUGAUAAGCCCCAAAGCCCCCAGAAGGAUAACAGUAGCAUCUAAGGGUAAGGAGCCACUAGGGCACACAAUAUGGUUGAGCCCCUUCUGUAGCCUGAGCCAGGGAGAAGCCUCAGCCCCCAAAGCCAAGACUUUGCCUCCUUUGUGUUCUGAGGCUGCUACAGCGAUCUCGAGGCAAAGAAUGAUUCAGAGCUUUGUUCUGGCCUUGCUGGCAAGUUAACAAGUCCUCUCGCUAAUGCCGCGGAGCUGGUAUGAUCCAGUGAAUGGGAGCUCCUGCUCCUGUAUCCCUGACCCGGAAGCAGUACACUGGCUGAAGUAACACGUUGGGCAUGAAGACAAUGGGGAGGUAACUCAGCAGCAGAGAACCUGGCACAGCUACUCUCGUAAGUGGGGAAAUGUCCCACAGAAGAGAGAAGGAAGAGAACUGACUUUGAGAAGGCUGUUUCAGAGCACGCUGACCGGAGGAGUCAGGGCCUCGCCAGAGGAACCAGUGGAGACAGAGAAACCAUCUCAAAAAAAAAAAAAAAAAAAAAGAAAGAAAAGAAAAAAAAGAAAAGAAAAGAAAGA